GCUCUAAUGACUGCUGAUUAUCUGUAAACAGCUGCAUUGAUUGAUGAUGUUUAAAGAGGACGUACAGAUGAGUUCUUCCUGAUCACAGGCAAAGCCAUGAGGGGCCGCUAGAAGGAAGGAGAAUGCUUUUCCGCAAUCGCUUCUUGCUGCUACUGGCCCUGGCUGCACUGCUGGCCUUCGUGAGCCUCAGCCUGCAAUUCUUCCAUCUGAUCCCACUGUCCUCCUCUAAGAAUGCAAUGAGCAGCAAAAGUCGAAAGCGAAUUCUGUCUGACCCUGCAACAGAGCCACCCGUCCUGGAUCCCAUCUAUGAAGCCCUUUUGUACUGCAACACACCUAGCGUGGCUGAGCGUAGCAUGGAAGGGCACGCACCGCAUCACUUUAAGCUGGUCUCAGUGCACGUCUUCAUCCGCCACGGGGAUAGGUAUCCACUCUACCUCAUCCCGAAAACCAAGCGUCCGGAAAUAGACUGCACUCUGGUGGCAAACAGGAAACCAUACCACCCCAAAAUGGAAGCCUUCAUCACCCACAUGUCGAAAGGAUCUGGAACCGCGUUUGAGAGUCCCUUACAUGCUCUGCCUCUCUAUCCCAACCAUGCACUGUGUGAGAUGGGAGAGCUCACCCAGACAGGCAUCGUGCAGCACUUGCAGAACGGCCAGCUGCUGCGGGACAUCUACUUGAAGAAGCAUCGCCUGCUCCCUGAUGACUGGACAGCUCCGCAGCUCUACCUGGAGAGCACGGGCAAGAGCCGCACCUUGCAGAGCGCGCUGGCAUUGCUCUACGCCUUCCUGCCAGACUUCGACUGGAAGAAGGUCUACUUCAGGCACCAGCCUAGUGCCCUCUUCUGCUCGGGAAGCUGCUACUGUCCUCUCCGCAACCAGUACCUGGAACGCGAGCAGAGGCGCCAGUACCUGCUGCGCCUGCAGAACCCCAAGCUGGAGGCCACUUUCGAGGAGAUGGCCCGCGUCGUGGACGUGCCCGCCAAGCAGCUCCGUGCCGCCAACCCCGUCGACUCCAUGCUCUGCCACUUUUGCCACAACCUCAGCUUCCCCUGCACCCGCCACGGCUGCCUGGACGCGGGCCACUUUCGCGUGCUCAGGGCGCACCAGAUGCAAGAUGAGAGGGACCGCAAGGAGAAACAGCUGUACCAGGCCUAUGCGCUCCUGGGCGCGCAUCCUCUGCUCAACGACACCGCUGGGCGCAUGCAACGCAUAGCGGCUGGCACCCGCGAGGAGCUCUUCGCUCUGUACUCUGCGCACGACGUCACCCUGUCCCCAGUCCUCAGUGCCUUGGGCCUGGUGGAGGCCAGGUUCCCCAGGUUUGCAGCCAGGCUGGUCUUGGAGCUGUGGCAGGACCGGGAGGAACCCCGGGAACACUCCGUGCGUGUCCUUUACAACGGUGCCGACGUCACUUUCCACACCUCCUUUUGCAGAGACCAUCACCAGCGUUCUGCCAAACCCAUGUGCCCGCUGGAGAACUUUCUGCGCUUUGUCAGGAGGGACAUGCUGGAGAGCCUGGGCAGUGGCAAAGUCACUUACCAUGAGGCUUGUCACAGGGAAGGGUUCUGAAAGGCCCAGGGGCCCGGUACUUUGGGGGUCCUGGCAGGAGAGAGGGCUUGGAAGGAAGGGCCCACUUGCACUUCUUUCUAUUGAGAGGGUACCUGCAGAUUGUCCUGGCAA
Molecule: messenger RNA, 1676 nt
Organism: Suncus etruscus (white-toothed pygmy shrew)
Lineage: Eukaryota; Metazoa; Chordata; Mammalia; Eulipotyphla; Soricidae
Gene: PXYLP1
Product: 2-phosphoxylose phosphatase 1
Exons: 6
Coding region: 123-1565 (480 amino acids)
Biological process (GO): dephosphorylation; chondroitin sulfate proteoglycan biosynthetic process; glycosaminoglycan biosynthetic process
Cellular component (GO): Golgi apparatus
Molecular function (GO): phosphatase activity
Source: RefSeq, a predicted model, not a curated record